This is a messenger RNA of Erinaceus europaeus (western European hedgehog), 1885 nucleotides long. It is a transcript of the gene MICU2, whose product is annotated as mitochondrial calcium uptake 2. The transcript has 12 exons. NCBI's taxonomy places the organism in Eukaryota, Metazoa, Chordata, Mammalia, Eulipotyphla, Erinaceidae. Gene Ontology annotation, cellular component: uniplex complex. The coding region runs from base 30 to 1331 and encodes 433 amino acids. Gene Ontology annotation, biological process: calcium import into the mitochondrion; mitochondrial calcium ion homeostasis. The record is from RefSeq and is a predicted model, not a curated record. Gene Ontology annotation, molecular function: calcium ion binding.
GCCGUGGGAAGCGCAGCGCUUCCGCAAAGAUGGCGGCGGCGAGAGGCGCUCGGCUGCUGGGCUGGGGCGGCCGGCAGCUGCGGCGGGUACUGGAGGCCGGGAGGCAGGCCUUGCCGGAGCCCGGCCCCUCGUCGGCUGCUGUGGCCGGAGUAGCUCUGGCGGCAGCCGGCGUGGCCUGGUACCACGGCCGCAAGAGCGUGGCGGCGCCCGAGGGCGGCCCGGCAGUGCUGGCGCAGAAAGAUGUCAACUAUGGAGAGAUGAUAGAGAAAAUAUCUCUUCGUAAGCAACGCUUCAUGCAGUUCUCUUCACUGGAACAUGAGGGCGAGUACUACAUGACCCCAAGAGACUUCCUCUUCUCAGUCAUGUUUGAGCACAUGGAACGUAAAACUUCAGUCAAGAAGCUGACAAAAAAGGAUAUUGCCGAUACACUAUCAGGAAUCCAGAAAGCUAGCUAUGGAUGUACCUUUUUUAGAGACCUGGGCGAUAAAGGGUUGAUUUCAUACACUGAAUAUCUUUUCUUGCUUACCAUCAUCACAAAACCUCAUUCUGGGUUUCAUGUUGCUUUUAAAAUGCUGGAUACAGAUGGUGAUGAGAUGGUUGAGAAGAAGGAAUUUUACAAGCUGCAGAAGAUCAUAAGUAAGCAAGAUGACUUGAAGAUUAUAGGUGCUAAAAGAGAAUGCCAGAUACCUCAGGCAACAGAAAAAGAAUCUGAAAUUAACACCACCCUUCAGAUACGUUUCUUUGGGAGAAAAGGAGAAAGGAAACUUCAUUAUAAAGAAUUUCGAAGGUUUAUGGAAAGUUUACAGACAGAGAUCCAAGAAAUGGAAUUCCUGCAGUUUUCAAAAGGCCUGAGCUUCAUGAGAAAAGAAGACUUUGCAGAGUGGCUGCUUUUUUUCACUAACACUGAAAAUAAAGACAUUUACUGGAAGAAUGUGAGAGAGAAGUUUACAGCAGGAGAGAGCAUUAGUCUGGAUGAAUUCAAAUCAUUUUGUAAUUUCACAACACACUUGGAAGACUUUGCUAUUGCCAUGCAAAUGUUCAAUUUAGCUCACCGCCCUGUAAGGCUCGCGGAGUUUAAGAGAGCCGUGAAAGUAGCAACAGGACAGGAACUCUCAAAUAAUAUUUUGGACACUGUCUUUAAGAUCUUUGAUCUGGAUGGUGAUGAGUGCCUCAGUCAUGAGGAGUUCCUCGGAGUUUUGAAAAACAGGAUGCAUCGAGGUUUAUGGGUGCCACAGCAACUAAGCAUCCAAGAAUACUGGAAAUGUGUGAAGAAAGAAAGCAUUAAAGGAGUAAAGGAGGUCUGGAAACAAGCUGGAAGAGGUCUUCUGUAGAAAAAAAAAUUAAAACAACUUGAGAAUCCUGUUACUCCAAACAUCAGAAUUGGGGGCUAUUUGAAAGUACUAAAUGCUUAUCUUCUCUAAGUCUUCAUUGAUUUCUUUUGUAAGAUGAUGAUGCCUUUUAUUUACUUUCCAAUUCUGUCAUUUCCAAUAAGAUUUCACUCAAAAUUACAGAGAAUAGGAAAGUUAUUCUUUUAUGAAAACAGAUACUGGAUUCUGUCUAAAGGCACAGACUGAAGUUAUGCUUUGCACUUUGUCAAGACAGAAAACCUUGUUGUUUACUGAUUGCACGGACAUAGCAUUGUGUCAUGCACUCUGGAAGGGUAGCUACGUAUGCAGGGAAGAAGGCCAGUGCAGAUUUCACAAGUCCUGAUUCUCCUAACAGGGCAAAUUAAAACAUUUGAGGUUUCCCACCGAGGAUAUCUUAUACCUCAAAAGUUUCUUGUAUUUGUUAUGUCAUUUAGCUGUAUAUUAAAUGUUUUUGAAAUGGCAUGUAAAUUUCAAUAUUGUACCUGGGAAGAGAAUAAAGUAAUUAUGGUGAUACAGAA